Arvicanthis niloticus (Nile rat) is the source of this 1008-nucleotide messenger RNA. RefSeq names its product vomeronasal type-1 receptor 52-like. Gene Ontology annotation, molecular function: pheromone receptor activity. Lineage: Eukaryota; Metazoa; Chordata; Mammalia; Rodentia; Muridae. Gene Ontology annotation, cellular component: membrane. Gene Ontology annotation, biological process: G protein-coupled receptor signaling pathway. The record is from RefSeq and is a predicted model, not a curated record.
AUAUGCAACAAAAGGUUUUCUUGUUUUCUCUUUAGACAGUUACUAUGUACUUCUACUCAUCAUAAUAUGAAUAAAGAUCAUACACGGUACUGUAGUGCUUACAUCAGAAAUGCCUUAUUCUCUGAGAUAGGCAUUGGGAUCUCAGCCAACAGCUGCCUUCUCUUCUUCCACACUUUCAUGUUCAUUCAUGGGCAAAGGCUGAGACUCACUGACUUGCCCAUUGGACUCAUGGCCCUCAUACACCUAAUGAUGCUGUUACUUGCAGCAUAUAUAACUGAAGACCAUUUUAUGUCUUCAGGGGAAUGGGAUGAUAUCACAUGUAAACUAGUAAUUUUCUUGCACAGGGUUUUCAUGAGCCUGUCUGUUUGUGCCACCUGUCUUCUGAGUGUCUUCCAGGCCAUCAUCCUUUGCCCUCAAAGCUCCCACUUAGCUAAGUUCAAACAUAAUUCCCAACAUCAGCUCUCAUGUUUCUUUAUUUUACUGAGUAUCUUCUAUACAUCUAUCAGCAGCCAUAUUUUAAUAACAGUUGUUGCUACAGGAAAUCACACCUCUGUUAAUCUUAUAUAUAUCACAAGAUCUUGCUCUUUUACACCCAUGAGUUCCUCAAUGCAACACAUCUUCUCCACACUGCUAGUUUUCAGGAAUGUCUUCCUUAUUGGUCUCAUGGGUCUCUCGACUUGUUACAUGGUGACUCUCUUGUGCAGGCAUAAGAGUCGGUUCCAGCGUCUUCAGAACUCAAACCUUUCUUCAAAAGCAACUCCAGAGCAAAGAGCCCUCCAGACCAUUCUAAUGCUUAUGAGCCUCUUCUUGGUGAUGUUAACUUUGGACAGUAUCAUGUCCUGCUUAAGAACUAUAUUGCAGGAAAAUCUAUCUCUGUAUAGUUUCCAGAUCCUUGUAUCCCAUAGCUAUGCUGCAGUCAGUCCUCUGCUGUCUCUCAUUAAUGAAAAACGUGUAACUAACCUGUUGAUAUCCAUGUAUGAGAGGAUAGUAAAAUUUGAUUUUCUGUGA